This is a messenger RNA of Meloidogyne enterolobii, 918 nucleotides long. Lineage: Eukaryota; Metazoa; Nematoda; Chromadorea; Rhabditida; Meloidogynidae. The record is from the annotation of a GenBank genome assembly.
AUGGAAGAAGGAGAAGAAGAAUUUGUUGAACUGGAAGAGAAAGUAAGUGGAGAGUGUGAUGAUUUGGAAGUGAUAGGAGAAGAAGAUGAUUAUCGUUAUGAUUUGGAAGAGAAAGAAAACGAGGAUUGUUUUGGCUUGAAGGAAAUUGAUGAAUAUAGUGGUGAUUUGAAAAAGAUUUUGGAAGAAAAAGGUGAUGAGCAAGGAAUUUUGGAAUAUAAAUUGGAUGUGUUUGAGAAGGACCCUGAAAAGGAAAUCCAACCAACACGAGACAAAUUUAAAGUUUUGAAAGAAAAUGAAAAUAUUGUUGAAAAAAGAAAGAUGUUAAGGUUAAAAUUGAGGGAAGCAAUAAUUUUGGCAAGGCUUCGAUGUGAUCUUGCAGGAAAAGAAAUUUUAUGGAAUAAUUUUGGAGAAGAUUUUGGAUAUGGAAUUUUGAAAAGAAAAAUCACGGGACGAUUUUUUCUCGGAGUUCGGAGGUGUCUGAACGUUGAAAAACUGAUCACGUUGAUCAGAGUCUCUGAACUUUCUAGGAAUUUUCUGAAGGAGAUAAACCGAAGAAUGCUUGAAUCAAAGCCGGUGAAAGUCUUGUAUCUUGUCUCGGUGACAAAACAAGACGUAAUUCGCGACUCAAAAGGUGUUGAAAUUGAAAAAGAUUGGAAGAAAAGGAAAAGGAAGGAAGGAAAAGGACUGGUAGAAUCGGUUUCGGUGACCGAAAUUCUCACCAUUGGAGUCCUAAUGGAAACUUUUCAUCGAAGAUCGGGUUCCUUAAAUCGAGUCGGCCUCGAGAACCCUAUGAUCACUUUGACACUGAGAAUCCCCAAGAGCAACAAAAGAAAAGAACUACCUCGCCACCCAAGACCUUUCGCGAAAACAGACCGAACUAGAAGAUCUUAUUCUGACGUCGAGGACGCCGUCAUCUGA